AUGCCCAUUCUCAUAACUCAACAGGACGGCCGCGAAGUCGACCUGCUUCACUACAUCUUCUCCCGCCCCGAUAUCAAGCAGUUGCGCGGGAACCCUGAAAAGGUCCUGGCUGCCAUUGAUGAUUACUGCCAGAAGUUCAAUCUGCUUAUGAACGUGGGCCCAACGAAAGGCCCGUUCGUCACCAAUCUCAUCGCCGAGCGCAAGCCGUCAAUCAUGAUCGAGCUAGGCGGAUAUAUUGGCUACUCGGCCAUUCUUUUUGCUGCAGCCGUGCGCGCAAAUGGAGGGAAGCGAUUCUUGAGCCUUGAGAACAACCCCGAAAUGGCGGCUGUCGCGAAUCAACUGGUCGAGUUGGCGGGUCUGCGCGAUACUGUGCAGAUCCUGGUCGGCUCAAGCAGUGACUUGCUGAUGGAGAUUAUUUCAGAACAGAAGGACAUUCAGCGCGUGGAGAUGCUGUUCCUGGACCACUGGCAGGAUCUUUACUUGCCGGAUCUAUGGCUGCUGGAGCAGUUGGAUGUCUUGGUCCCAGGGACCUCGGUCUUGCUCGCGGAUAAUGUGAUUAUGCCCGGGGCGCCGAAGUAUCUGGAGUGGGUGAAGGCGACUCCCGCGCAGAAGAAGGAAUUGGUGAAGAAACUGGGCACAGGAUCUCCGGUGCCCAAGCCGGAACUGGUGUACGACACGACAGUGCACGAGUUUGAGGCUGAGUUUGGCAAGGAUGGCAUUGCAGUUACCGAGAUCAAGGCAUAA
Penicillium lagena is the source of this 744-nucleotide messenger RNA. RefSeq names its product O-methyltransferase. The transcript is spliced from 2 exons. The coding region runs from base 1 to 744 and encodes 247 amino acids. NCBI's taxonomy places the organism in Eukaryota, Fungi, Ascomycota, Eurotiomycetes, Eurotiales, Aspergillaceae. Gene Ontology annotation, molecular function: O-methyltransferase activity. The record is from RefSeq and is a predicted model, not a curated record.